Messenger RNA from Pediculus humanus corporis (human body louse), 1143 nucleotides. Its product is annotated as Deoxyribonuclease-2 precursor, putative. Gene Ontology annotation, molecular function: deoxyribonuclease II activity. The record is from RefSeq and is a predicted model, not a curated record. The coding region runs from base 1 to 1143 and encodes 380 amino acids. NCBI's taxonomy places the organism in Eukaryota, Metazoa, Arthropoda, Insecta, Psocodea, Pediculidae. Gene Ontology annotation, biological process: apoptotic DNA fragmentation. The transcript is spliced from 3 exons.
AUGUAUUCGAUUUUUUUUAAUUUUUUAUUUUGGAGUGCACUGCUAUUAUCAGUUACACUAGGACAACAAUGCAAAGAUGAUCAAGGACAACCGGUCGAUUGGUUUUACGGAUUUAAACCACCCAUAUUGAGUUAUCAAAAAAAUUUUUACUUACGAAAAGGUUUAGGUUUUAUUUACCUCUCGUCUAAAAAUUCAACAACGAAUUGGAAACUAUCAUUGAAAUCCGUUAACGAUUCCAAUUCGUUUUUGGGUCGAACCUUAGAACCCUUAUAUAAUUCUUCAUCUUCUGAAGGUAUUUUACAUUUAUUAUACAAUGACGAACCACCCUCGACACCCGGUAGUGUAUCUUACGGUCAUUCAAAAGGGGUAGUCAUGUCUGAUGGUAAAAUGGGUUUGUGGUUAGUUCACAGCACUCCGAAAUUUCCCAUCGAACCCGUGACGAUUAAUAAAAUCACCACGUCCGCGGGAAUUAUCGGUAGGGAAAUUAAAAAUAAAUAUUUUUUUCCAAAAACUGCUUUGAAAUAUGGUCAGAGUUUUCUCUGCAUCACUUUACCACCGACUCAAAUCAAUAAUUUGGGUUCGUCUUUGCAAUAUGUGAGACCUAAAAUUUACAGUCACAACGUUCCGCCACAUUUAGAAACUAAAUUUUCCAACAUUGUGGAUCUCGUUCAAAAAAAACUCGUUAUAAAAUAUCCCUAUUAUAAAAAAUUAAAUUUGACCACAAUUGGGGGUAGAAAUUUUGUUUCGUACGUAAAAUCGAGAGAAUUCGGAAAGGAUUUGUACAGCGAUUGGUUAUCCCAAGAUCUUCAAUCUGAUCUUCAAGUAGAAACGUGGUCGAAUGGACCCAACGAACUACCAUCUGAUUGCAACAAUAAAUAUCACGUGAUGGACGUGAAAGAAAUCGAAAUGAGAACGAUUGAUGAUUACGUGAUAAAGUUAAAAAAUUCUCAGGAUCAUUCGAAAUGGGCCAUCAGCAACAGCAAUUCCACAAUGAUAUGCGUGGGUGAUAUUAAUAGAAUGCAAUCGCAAUUCAAACGUGGAGGAGGAACGCUUUGUUAUAAAAAUUAUUUCGUUUGGAAAAAAUACGUAAAAUCCGUCAUUGAUUUACAACCGUGCGUUUACAAAGGUCGUCCAUUACUUUGA